CACUAUUCUAGUUUCACGCUACUGUCAUCAGUAAUGAUUAUCCCUCUAAGACUGAGAGCCCUAAAUGUUCAAGUUUAUAGGUAUGUAAAGAAUCCUAUUUCAUCAAGAUUAUGCAAAGAAAACCCACUUUUUGCUACCUUUUCGGCGAGUUCGUCAACCGUAAAUGUCACUCCUCCUAAAAGUCGGAGAUUUCUCCGGAAGUUACUGUUUUUGAGUCUUAUAUCAAUCACUUCAUUUGUUGGCUCAGUUUACGUGUCUGAAACUAUUCGAAAUGAAUUAAUCUCAUACUACCCACCUUCUAAGGACAUACUGAACUGGAUCGAAACUUCAGUUGGAGGUUGGUAUCUUCCUGGUCCAAAAGCUAAACAACCAGUUGUUCCUGUUAGUGAUUUUCCAAUCCCUCCUAAACCAAAACCUGAGUCAACCAGUCCGAUGAAGUCUGUGCCCAUUCCAGAACCCGCUAUUAUAAAGGAAAAAAGUCAUCCUUUACCUACUGUAGAAGAAGUUAGAGAUAUGACAACAAGUAAACGUGAUUAUGCGUCAAUGAUGAGUGUAGAGUUCUAUGAUUUACCCAACGUUGUCAAGAAUGUAGAAAGUAAAGUUGAGGAUGCCAUCAUUAAACUCAGAGAAUUUGAAGAUAUCACUAAGAAAUAUUACAAUGCAUUGCGUACUGCAGUACAAGAUAACAAUCCUAUUUCAAAAGAGAAAAAUUGGGAUAUUGUUGGAAGUUUAGAAAUAAAAAAAGAUAAAAUAGAAGAACAAGUGGAAAAAAUUGUUCAACAAGCUGAACAAAAACUUGACGAACUUCAUUAUACCAUUGAGCAACAUAAAGAUUCAGAACAAGCAGUUGACAGCAAUAUCAUUCCAGAUUCUCUUAAAUCUUACGGAAGAUUACGAUAUGACUUAACUGGAUCAAUCAUUGGGGUAAGAAAACUUCAAAACGAUAUUCAUUUGCUGAAACGUUAUCGUGACUUGGCUUCUUCAUUUCAUGCAAAUUUACAAAAUGAUUUGCAAGCUUUAUCGAAAUAUAUUGAUGCGAAAAGACAAGACAAAAACACUUCUAAAACAAUGAAUGUAGAUGAGUUGAAUGAAUUCAUUUCAGUGGCACAUGAUCGUAUUAAUUCAUUACAAGAUAAAUUGAUACAUUCAGAUCAUAGUGAAAAAGAACGAAUGGAAUCAGCUUUAGGCGAACAACGUCGAUCAUAUGAUAGUCUACGAAAUGAAUAUAUAAAACAAGAAUUAGAUUGUGAACAGACAAGACAUGAAAUUGAAAAGCAUAAAUGGUUACGAGAAGCUCGUGAUGCUAAAGACUAUGAAUUGAAAUUAGCCAAAGCAAAACAUUAUGAAGAUCUUUUACGUGUGUUACAAUUAGAAAAAGAGAAAAUGGAACACGAGUUCACGUAUCGACUACGUGAAGCGUCAGCCAAAGAAAAAGUUGCUUUUGAAGCUGCACUUAUUGGUUGGACUAAACGUAUGGAAGCCAUUGAAGAUGUUGUAGAUGGUAGAGCAGAUCUAGAUCGAUUAGCUAAAGAAGCACAAUCAUUAUGGCUUUCAUGUGAAGCUUUAGCCUCUCGAUUGAAUUCAGUUAGCCCGAUAAUAAAAUCUCACAAUGAAUUAAAUAGUGAUUCAAUUUCACCGAAACAAACUGGAUCUUUAAAAGAUUUCAUUGAUUCUAUUCGUGAAUGCGCUGCUACUGGAAAUUAUCCUUUCAUCAAUGUCAUUUUAGACAAUCUAUCUAAUGAUAUCAUAGAAAAUGGAGUUUGGACAGAAAAUGGAUUGAAAAAGAGAUUUGAAAAGGUAUAUAAAGUAUGCAGAAAUGUUGCAUUAAUCGAUGAGACAAGUGGUUCAUUGUGGGAAUAUGCAUUAUCAUGGUUACAGUCUAUAUUAAUUGUAGAUGUAAAAUAUAAAUGUUUACAAGCAAUAUCACGUAUUAAUCCAAAUAUUAUUAGUAAUCCGCAUAGUCAAGACAUCAUUAAUGGUGUGAAAAAAAUCAAUUCACGACCAGAUUCAUUUUAUUUACUAUCUAAUGCUAAACUUGCUAUGACUAGUGAUCAUAAUAUCCUUGCAGAUGAUGAAGAUAUAUCUAGUAGUAAUAGUAGUAGUGAUAAAGCAUUAGAAACAGCUGUACGAUUAUUAGGUCAAUUACAAGGUCAAUCACGUGUUGUUGCAAAUGAUUGGCUAGUUGAUGCACGACAUUAUUUAGAAGCUAAACAAACUGCUAGAACUUUGUUAGCUUAUGCUGCAGCUCGUGAUAUUUCUACUUUUCAAAGACGUUUAUAAUUGUUGUAUACAGCAUAUAUUAUACUGUUCAAAAUUUGAAAACAACCAUAUAUAUAUGGAACAAUUAUUUCUCUAUUUAUCACAAUCAUUAUUGUCCUUGCUUUACACGAAGCAUUUUUUUUCGUGAAAUUAGUGUUUAAUUUGUGUAUGAAGUGAAUUCUAAGUUGUAAUUAGCUUUGUUUAAAUGUACAUGAAUACAACUAGACAGAAAUACAAUAAAACUCUUUUUUCUUA
Schistosoma turkestanicum is the source of this 2514-nucleotide messenger RNA. The record is from the annotation of a GenBank genome assembly. Lineage: Eukaryota; Metazoa; Platyhelminthes; Trematoda; Strigeidida; Schistosomatidae.